CCAGAACAGAUCAAAAAGUCAAAUGAAAUCAGAGUGAAAAGAGUAAAAAAUUGGUUCGAGUCAAGCCGGUGGCGGAGCUGUUUACCCUCUUUACUCGGGAACCACAUACGAGGAUCGAUUUGAUUUGCAGUAUCCAGUUGUUGAUUUAUAUGGUUAGUUUCAUAACUCACUAGAACUCUAAUAAAGAAACGUAUUCGCAAGUCCUUCUCACGUCGUUUUAGGGAGUACAAAUUAGACUUAUUCCUUUAUUUCGUACUGAGUAUUCUUCUUCAACUCUUUAAUAUUGUUUCGACGACCAGAAUUGCUUCCUCUGGAAAAGUGAAGAAUCCUACAUUCGGUUUUAGUAUUAUUAUUAGUUCUAGGGUUACUAAUUGGAAACUCUGCUGGUGGUUAUUGAGUUGGAGAUUUGGAAUCUCUGGGUGGUCUAACUUGGUUGACUUGGAAGUUUCUAGGUUUAAUUUGGUAUCUAAAAGUGAUUUUGAGUUGAUUUGCAGUUUUAAUGGAAGUAUAUUGGAGUAAUUGUACUAAGUUCUGAAAGUGUUUAGCUUGAGAUGUAGGAGAAAGAUUGUGACUAGAUUUUUCAAGAUGAAGAUAUUAUCAGGAGUUCUUCUCAAUUGAUUUGUAUAAUCUUUCAAAUUAAUAUCUUUGUUCUUGAAAAUGGCUUCUUCUCCUGCUUUGGUUCCACCUAUUUCAUCACCUCCUCCUACAGAUCCUACUACAAAUUCACCACCACCCACUACAGUUCAACCAAAUGCAACAUCUGAUCCACCAGCCCCUUCAACUCCAUCCACACCUUCAGCGCCACCACCUCAAUUGCCUCCUACUCCCAUUCCUGGUGCAUCUCCACCCAUUCCUGGUGCACCUCCACCUUUACCCUUGUCGCCUCCACCCAUACCAUUGUCACCUCCACCACCAUCAACAUCACCACCACCUCCCGAUCCAUUGCCUCCAACUUCUCCACCUGUUCUCACUCCUCCACCAUCUUCCCCUCCAGUUGUGCCCUCACCACCUCCUCCAGUACUAUCACCACCACCUCCCACUGAAAGUUCACCUCCCACAGUUCCUCCUUACCCUCCCUCCACACCACCUCCCUCCACACCUCCCCCUCAAACAAUUUCCCCUUCUCCACCACCACCUGAUGUUUCCUCUCCCCCCCCUAGUUUUCCGCCGCCAUCAGCUAAUCCACCUGGAAAUUCACCUCCAGCAUCUGAUAAUUCACCACCUCCUCCUCCUACGAAUAGUCCACCUCCCCCAUCUGAUCCUGCAUCUCCACCCCCCACAAAUUCCCCUCCAAAAGCACCUCCACCACUUUCACAACCAACACGUCCUACUCCAUCUCCUCCUGCUCCUUCUUCAAAUUCUACAGGCGGUGGAUUACUCCCAAAUCCAAAUCCAAGUCCUAAAGUUCCUGAUUCACCGCCACAAGCUUCUGCAGGUAAUAAGGGAAGUAAUUCAACUACCAUAAUAGCUAUCACUGUCACAGUAUGCAUUGUAGCGGUUGUUCUCCUUUCCUUAGCUUUCCUGUAUUGGAGGAGACGAAAGAAAAGAAAUGCUGGAUAUCAUGGUGGCUACGUUUUGCCUUCUCCUUUCGAUUCUUCCCCACGGUCGGAUCUAUCUUUGUUUAAAUCCCAGUCUCCAGUUCCUCUAAUAGGAAGUGGACCAAGUGGUGCAGCUAGUGAUUUUGCACAUUCACCACCAGAUCAUGGUGGAUUAAGCAACUCAAGGGCAUUGUUCACAUAUGAAGAACUGUUGGAAGUUACAGAUGGGUUUUCAGAUCGCAAUCUUUUGGGAGAAGGCGGUUUCGGUUGUGUCUACAAAGGAAAUUUGGCUGAUGGAAGAGAAGUGGCUAUAAAACAAUUAAAGAUUGGUGGUUCGCAGGGAGAACGUGAAUUCAGAGCUGAAGUUGAGACGAUUAGUCGUGUACAUCAUCGUCAUUUGGUUUCACUUGUAGGGUAUUGCAUAUCUGAUAAUCAAAGACUGCUUAUUUACGACUUUGUUCCAAACAAUACCCUAUAUUUUCAUCUCCAUGGGGAAAAUACAGCGAUGGAUUGGGCAACUCGACUUAGAGUUGCCACUGGUGCAGCUCGUGGAAUAGCUUACCUGCACGAAUAUUGUCAUCCUCGGAUAAUACACAGGGAUAUCAAGUCAUCGAACAUUCUAUUAGAUAAUAAUUUUGAUGCUUUGGUUUCAGAUUUUGGGCUUGCAAGGUUGGCAUUGGAUGCAAAUACACAUGUUUCCACUCGUGUAAUGGGAACCUUUGGAUACCUGGCUCCUGAAUACGCAUCUAGUGGGAAGUUGACUGAAAAGUCUGAUGUGUACUCAUUCGGGGUUGUGCUGCUAGAAUUAAUUUCCGGGCGCAAGCCUGUGGACGCAUCUCAACCUUUAGGAGAUGAGAGCCUGGUUGAAUGGGCUCGGCCAUUACUUAGUGAUGCACUUGACAAAAGAGACUUUGAUGGAUUGGUGGACCCAAAGCUCAAAGGAAACUAUGUACCAACUGAGAUGUUCCGGAUGGUUGAAGCAGCUGCAACGUGUGCGCGGCAUUCAGCUACGAAGAGACCUAGUAUGGGUCAGGUGGUGAGGGCUUUAGAAUGUAUAGAUGAUGAUUCAGAUAUAAACAAUGGAAUGAGGGCAGGCGAAAGUGAGGUGUUUGAUUCAAGACAGCAGUCUGCUGAGAUCAGGUUGUUUCAAAGGAUGGCAUUUGGCGGUCAGGAUUACAGUACUGAUUUUUUUAGUCGAGGUAGCUAUACUUGAUAGUACAGUCAUUGGCAAUCAUCAUAGAGAGGGAGGGAGGGACGGAGAGACUGGUCUUUCUAGAUCUUUGAAGGAACAAACUGAGAUGUAGGAUUACCGGAAGGUAAAUCUCCAUUUCUUAAAAACAAAAGUUACCCAUGGUAUAUCUGUCGAUUUAGUUGUACAUGUUACGCUGCAAGUAGGACUCAAAUAUUUGUAGAUCUGUUUAUAGGUUAGGAAACCUGGUCCCUGGGUAUGAAACUCUGAGUAAGAUCACGUUACCAUGUUCUCUACUUCUCUCCACUGCCACAUAAUUUUUCUUUCCCCCCUCCUUUUUUAUAUAUUUUUAUUAUGCAAAUUUUCUUUGCUAUCAAUAUUUUUUGCAGAGUUCUUCUUAAUAAAUGGUUAUUCUUUUUGUUUAUUUA
Molecule: messenger RNA, 3155 nt
Organism: Papaver somniferum (opium poppy)
Lineage: Eukaryota; Viridiplantae; Streptophyta; Magnoliopsida; Ranunculales; Papaveraceae
Product: proline-rich receptor-like protein kinase PERK8
Exons: 9
Coding region: 658-2751 (697 amino acids)
Biological process (GO): protein phosphorylation
Molecular function (GO): protein kinase activity; ATP binding
Source: RefSeq, a predicted model, not a curated record